UUGGUAGAGGAGGGACGGAGCCGAGCACACGAAUGGAAACGGAUACUGCCGGCCGACGCAUGCGCAGUCGGCUGCGAUUUGGCAGCGCCUGCGGUCUUCCUUUGCUCCUGGCUGGUGUUGGGGGGGGCGGGGCUGCUGUCUCCGGGCGGAAGUUUACAGGUGAGUGGGUGAGUGAUCGAUCGAUCGUGUGGUGUGUCAGUUCCCGGACCGGAAUGCGGGAGCGAAGGGCUUGAAGCGACGACGACAACGCUAGAUCGGUUUCUGCUUCUGCUGUAGCUUCAUGUCGGUAUAUCUAUAUGGUUUAUCCAAUGGAAAUGAUUCUAUGAGCUCCCUUCACAUAUCCAUUGGUGGUCUUCCAGUUAUAGCGUCCAUGACCAAAACAAGAGAUUCACGUUUUCACCUGAAAUGGAAGACUAUACUAGCAGCAAUCAUAGUUCUUUUCGUAUUAUACAUGCUGUAUUUUCACAAAAGUUCCCCAAAUAGCCCUUAUCCACGAAAUAUCCACAACUGGCCGAUUGAUAAUUUUCCAAAGGACAGAUACAAUGACACGUACCCACUUUCACCCCCGCAGAAGACCCUGGAAGGCAUCCGAUACCGUAUCGGGCUGAUUGCUGACCUGGACACUAACUCAAAGAACGAAUUGAACAGUGACACUUGGUUUAGUUACCUAAAGAAAGGCUACUUGAUAUUAUCAAACAGUGGUGACAAAGUAACUCUCGAAUGGGACAAAAAUGAGUCCAUUCUCAAAACUCAUUUGUCAGAAAAAGGACGUGGCAUGGAAUUGUCGGAACUCAUAGCAUUUAAUGGAAAGCUUUACACUGUGGAUGAUAGGACAGGUGUCGUGUAUGAUAUUGAUGGUGAUAAGGCAGUCCCUUGGGUAAUUCUAUCAGAUGGAGAUGGAACUGUUGAGAAAGGUUUCAAAGCUGAAUGGUUGGCAGUAAAAGACGAGCACCUUUAUGUGGGUGGACUCGGUAAGGAAUGGACUACCACCACAGGAGAGGUAGUCAAUGAAAAUCCAGAGUGGGUGAAAGUUAUUGGUUACAAAGGUGAUGUAAAUCAUGAAAAUUGGGUGUCUCACUACAAUGCACUCCGCACAGCUGCUGGAAUUAAAGCCCCAGGAUACCUCAUUCAUGAAUCUGCAGCCUGGAGUGAUCGACUGCAGCGCUGGUUUUUCCUGCCACGGCGAGCAAGCAGUGAGCGCUAUAAUGAAAAAGACGAUGAACACAAAGGAACAAAUCUUAUUAUUAAAUGUACUCAAGAUUUUAAGGAGGUCUUGGUGAGCAAGAUUGGAGUGGUUAACCCGACACAUGGAUUCUCCUCCUUUAAGUUCAUUCCAGAUACAGACGAUCAAAUCAUUGUGUCGCUGAAAUCGGAGGAAGAUAAUGGGAAAAUAGCAACUUAUAUAAUGGCUUUUACUUUAGAUGGACGCUUUCUUUUAGAGGAAACAAAAGUAGGGGAUAUAAAAUAUGAAGGGAUAGAAUUUAUAUAAGUCGUUUCACAGUCAAGUGCACAGAUCUGGAUUAAAGUACUACUGUUUCCAAGAAUUCUCAGAAGGGCAGUUUCCCAAAUUGGUAUCAUCAUUUAAAAUCAUUCUUGGUUGCCAUUAAUUGAAGUAGUGUUCUUUUGUAAUACCCUCUUCUUUGUUUACAUGUCAAAAACUGAAUACAAGGUAUUGCAAGAAUUGCACUUUCCUUCUGCUUUUUUCUUCAAACAACUAAUUUUGCUGAAAUUAUUGAACAUUUACAGGGGAUGUUACUCAUGCUUAUGAGGUGUAAAGUCUACAGUCAAUCAAGAAAUUGUGCAUGUCCUUUUUUUUAAAUUAAAUCAAUAUUGGUUCAAUUUGUGAACUUAUUGACUUCGCAGUUACUGAAUUUGCAUAGCUUAGAACUUGAAAGUUCUAAGAGGGAUAGGGAUAGGAUAUUGAAGUCAUUACCAGGAUAGAAUUUGGUCGAUAUCACUGACUUUUUAAAAGAUAUCCAAAACUUAACUGGCACAAGUGGUCUUUAAGCGGCAACUAAUUCUGCUGUAUGCAUGAGUACUUCUUCCUCGGAGUACAACUGUGGAGCUUUGUUUUGAGGAGGCAGA
Rhincodon typus (whale shark) is the source of this 2085-nucleotide messenger RNA. RefSeq names its product soluble calcium-activated nucleotidase 1. The transcript is spliced from 4 exons. The coding region runs from base 281 to 1489 and encodes 402 amino acids. NCBI's taxonomy places the organism in Eukaryota, Metazoa, Chordata, Chondrichthyes, Orectolobiformes, Rhincodontidae. Gene Ontology annotation, biological process: proteoglycan biosynthetic process. Gene Ontology annotation, molecular function: calcium ion binding; UDP phosphatase activity; GDP phosphatase activity. The record is from RefSeq and is a predicted model, not a curated record.